Metopolophium dirhodum (rose-grain aphid) is the source of this 477-nucleotide messenger RNA. RefSeq lists its product as uncharacterized. Bases 1 to 477 code for a protein of 158 amino acids. Lineage: Eukaryota; Metazoa; Arthropoda; Insecta; Hemiptera; Aphididae. The transcript is spliced from 3 exons. The record is from RefSeq and is a predicted model, not a curated record.
AUGAAAAAAAUUAUUAAAGUUAAACCGAUAAGGAAGUUUGUCAAAGAAUUUGAUGAUCCGAGACAAAUUCACCGUAUUUUACAAGAACAAAAAUGCUCUUUUUCUCAACUGGAUUCAAUAAAAAAAGAAAGAGAAAAAAUGGACAUUGAUAUGGACAAACUUAAUGUUGAACUAGAGGAAUUUAAAAAAUACGUACAUGACAAGUCGUUUAAAGUUGAAGACUACAUAGAAACGAUUGAUGAAUGUGAAAAUAUUAUUAGAGAUGAAAAAAUAAAGCAGGAAGAUUAUAAUAAAAAUAUUAAAUCUAUUGGUAUUAAUAUAAAAAAAUUAGACAAAAUCGUUAAAGAUGCCAAGUCCCGCAUUGAAAGUUAUAAGCCUUACGAGGCAUGUUAUAGUGUUAUGAGUACAAUAUUAGUACAGCAAUAUUAUAAUGUAAAAACUAUUCCUAAAACAGUCUUGUUCACGCUUUAUAGAUAA